AUGCUCAAUAUUGCCCUGGUCGUUGUACCACAUCCCCCUGCUGAAUCGCGUCUAUUGACCGUCAAGGCAAGGUCCGGGCAGAUUAUUUCACAGAGUAGUCAGUCCCUCAUACCUGGUGAUUACGAUGUUUACGCCUCGGAUGGCGAUUCCAUCCAAAUCAAUCAGGAGCCUUUCGUGCGUCGACUGCCUUCCUCUAAUCUUCGUAGCCGCGAAGCAGCAGAUUUCCAAAAGGGCGUACAGGCAAGAGAUGGAAAAUGUGUAUUUACGGGGAUCGUCAACCGUCGCGCUCAUCUGAAUAAGUGGGUGGGCUGGGAGGCGGCCUAUAUCUUCCCUCCUGAGAGGGAAGACAUUUCGAUAGAAAACGAUUUCGAUCGAUUGAUCACCGGUACUGAAUCGGGUGGCUAUUCUGACCGUUCUGCGCCCAUUUACUCCACUCGAAAUGGGUUGCUGCUUCAGACAACUAUAUUUCAAUUGUUUGUCGAAUAUUCGGUUUCGGUGAAUGCAGAUGAUGGGUACAAGAUCACUUCUUUCAUCCCCGACGACAUGGGAGUGGAUGGAAGAAUCCUUGACCCUGUGUGUCGAAACCCUGACGAGCCGAACCACGUCUCGGACGACCUUCUCCGCUGGCACUUCAGACAAAGUGUUCUGGGAAAUAUGAGAGGUGCAGGAGAGCCUUCGUUCGAGCAUGAUUACCCACCGGGAUCCGAUAUGCUUAAGGAAAUCCUUGAGGGGCCCUAUCCGAAUGAACGGUUCGAAAUGGAACUUUCAUUGAGACUGCGAGGGUGGGAAGACCCUUCAGGCUUUGUUCGGUGA
Messenger RNA from Penicillium oxalicum, 813 nucleotides. RefSeq names its product HNH endonuclease signature motif containing protein. The record is from RefSeq and is a predicted model, not a curated record. The transcript is spliced from 3 exons. The coding region runs from base 1 to 813 and encodes 270 amino acids. NCBI's taxonomy places the organism in Eukaryota, Fungi, Ascomycota, Eurotiomycetes, Eurotiales, Aspergillaceae.